CCUUGCUCAUUAUCCUCGCUCGUGUAGUCCUGUGGGGCAAUCGGUAGUGAGAGCCUCCUAGCUACAUCGUUCUGUAUUUGAAUCGUUACUGAGAAAAAUCAAUCGGUGUGGCACGGACGGAGCUAUUCCACYCCGAGAAAUCUACUACACCUACCGUCAAGCACGCACGCCCAUUCGGUGACGUGCUCGAGCAUGUCCACAUCAGAGAUUGUCACGGAUCUACCCGCGAGCACCCUGCCCUGCUCCCCUUUGCGCUGCGAUUCUACCACUCUGACAUAUUGGGGAUUCAACGAUUCGCAGUGAAGGAAUAGGAAACCACAGCCGGAUUACCAAACAUGGGUUUCUACGGCACUUUAAAGAUGAUUUUCUAUAAAAUGAAGAGAAAGUUGGACCAUGGCCCAGAGGUCCGAUCUUUCCCUUCAGGAAAAAAGCCCUGCAAAGGCUCCGAGUAUCCAAGUGCUACAGGGCUGGUCCCCUACCCAGCCACCCCCACCACGUUUGGGCACAUCAGGACAGCUAACGGUCAGGGGCAGCAGAGGCGGCGUAUCACCUCCAUCCCUUCUCCCACAGGUCUCCAGGAAUGGCUCCGGACAUUUCAGACUCCCCUCUGCGCAGUCUCCCUUCUGUCUCUUUUCUAUCCCUCCUGCGGGCCUCUCUUCAUCUAUGUUCGUAGCCCUGGUCGCUACCUGGCGCCCUUGCACUACUUUUCUACCCCGCUAGUAACCUUCACUAGAUCCCUGGCCUCUGAUAUCCAUAACCCUUCAUCCUCCUCGCCUCUGCGUCUUGUCUAUGGAAUCCACAUUUCCUGCUCCUCCCUUCUUGUCGACCGCGUCUUCCUCCGUAGUCUCACAGAGUCCCUUAACGAGAUGGCUCUUCAGCUGCACCGCCUCACUGUACAGCUGCAGUUUGUGAGCGGAGCGCACCGUGGAAGUUGUCGCCUCAGGCACCGUCUCCCUUCCCUCUCCACUGUGUACCUUGGUUUAGCAGAGGUUGCUGACCUCAGCAGCCUGUCUUGCGCCCCUCUCACUGUUCACCGUUUAGCCAGAGGCUGGAGUGUGAAAGGGUGUGAUAACCUUCUCUCCUCCUUUCUCUCUCUCRUUCCCUCCAUCCUUCCUCUCUUCCGUCAGUUGGCCCUGUACGUGCUGUCGUUCCUUGAGCCCAAGGACCUGCUGCAGGCCGCUCAGACCUGUCGUUACUGGCGGAUCCUGGCUGAGGACAACCUCCUCUGGAGGGAGAAGUGCCGGGAGGAGGGCAUUGAUGAGCCUCUAGCCUUCAAGAAGAGGAAAAUCACCAAGCCGGGCUUCACCCACAGCCCCUGGAAGUGUGCGUACAUCAGGCAGCAUAGGAUAGACACCAACUGGAGGAGAGGAGACCUCCGAUCACCCAAGGUGCUUAAGGGUCAUGAUGACCAUGUCAUCACCUGCCUCCAGUUCUGUGGUAACCGCAUCGUCAGCGGCUCUGAUGACAACUCGCUCAAGGUCUGGUCGGCUGUCACAGGAAAGUGUCUGAGGACGUUGGUGGGCCACACGGGGGGCGUGUGGUCGUCCCAGAUGAGGGACAACAUCAUCAUCAGCGGCUCCACCGACCGGACGCUCAAGGUCUGGAACGCAGAGACGGGCGACUGUAUCCACACCCUGUACGGGCAUACCUCAACGGUGCGCUGUAUGCACCUGCACGAGAAAACGGUGGUGAGUGGUUCUCGCGACGCRACGCUGCGCGUGUGGAACGUCGAGACGGGCCAGUGUUUACACGUCCUCAUGGGCCACGUGGCGGCGGUGCGCUGCGUCCAGUACGACGGCCGCAGGGUGGUCAGCGGGGCCUACGACUUCAUGGUCAAGGUCUGGGACCCCGAGACUGAGACCUGCCUCCACACGCUGCAGGGCCACACCAACAGAGUGUACUCACUACAGUUUGAUGGGAUCCACGUGGUGAGUGGUAGCCUGGACACGUCUAUCCGGGUGUGGGAUGUGGAGACGGGUAACUGCAUCCACACUCUGACAGGUCACCAGUCCCUCACCAGCGGCAUGGAGCUCAAAGACAACAUCCUGGUCUCGGGCAACGCCGACUCCACCGUCAAGAUCUGGGACAUCAAGACGGGACAGUGCCUGCAGACGUUGCAAGGUCCCCACAAGCACCAGAGCGCCGUGACGUGCCUGCAGUUCAACAAGAACUUUGUCAUCACCAGCUCGGACGACGGCACGGUGAAGCUGUGGGACCUGAAGACGGGCGAGUUCAUCCGCAACCUGGUGACGCUGGAGAGCGGCGGCAGCGGCGGGGUGGUGUGGCGCAUCCGUGCCUCCAACACCAAGCUGGUGUGUGCCGUGGGAAGCCGCAACGGCACCGAGGAGACAAAACUACUGGUGCUAGACUUUGACGUGGACAUGAAGUGAGAGGAGAGGAGGGGAAAUGGUCGAGACGGGGACAAAUGAGGAGAGGGGAGGAGGGUUAAAGGGAGACGAGGAUGAGAUGGCUCAACAUCGAGGGUGAACGUGCCCUAAACUCUUCACUCCCACACUCAGAAACAGCCCCACCCUACCCUCAACGCUACCACCGCCCCCUCCCCCUCCUUACCUCUCCCCUCUCCCGUUUUUGACAAAGCCACAGUCGCCAACCUCACCGGCCAGCACCCGUACUUGUUACCCCUCCCACCUUAAGGGGGUGGAGUCCGAAUCAGAAGGGGUGGGGUGGAAAUGGGUGUGGCUUUAAACAGGGGUGUGGCGAGCCGCCCGCACCUCUGCGGUAGGCUGGGAGGAAGAGGAAGGAGAGGGGGAGGAACGGACUCGUCCAAUAAAGGAGGAAGAGAAGAAAGACAGGAACUCUUGAAGAAAUAACUCUGCGGCUAUAGAGGCAGCUUCUUCGCAAAAUAAACAGAGACUUGUUCACUCAAGCCUGACGCAAGCAUUUGUUCAGAUGUAUAAAGAUAUAUAAUUUUUUAUCCCCCACAUAAAGCGCCAAACGACUAUUUAAUAGAAGAACAACACUAUAUACAGUACACAAGGCAAAGACACAGGGAAACAUCAAAUUCUCAUUUGAGGAAAUUAAGUGAAUUGGAAAAAAGUUGAACACACAGACACACACUAUUAGCUAAGUAAGGAGGUUCUUGUCGUCGGGGAGAGAAUGAGAGAAACGACAUGCCAAGAAUCUGAUUGGUCCCCAAACCAGGUAUGAGCCUAUAACAUCAGGCCCUAUAUCCUGUUCUCUGUUUGUUCCAUUCUUAUUGUUCUUCAGUCUUUUAGUUCCAGGGUUUGAUUUCUUCAAAAAACACAUAGGAGCACACACACAACUGUGAAUUUGCUUUCCUGUUGUAGCUAUGUUCUUUCAAUCAGUUCAAAGACGAGGAUUUUUGUUUGUUUGUUUUUUGUUUGCCUAUUGUUGCCAACAGCAACAACUCCCAGUAUUAACCUGUUCCACUCACGUCUUUGCUUUUGUUAUCUCACCACGUUUUAUUUUCUGUUUGGGUUGUUCUUUACAUUUUUCUUUUCUUCAUAGCUGAAGUCCGGAGAUGUUACGUCUCCAGAUUUAGACAUUAUGCUGUCCUUUGUUUUUCAACGAGUCUGGCUGGGUUGGUUCCUCAAUGCUGGUUCUUACGUGGGGGGGGAAAGGUUGGGGUUCUCUUCUCGGAGCUCUUCGUGUGGAAUAGCGUCCUCCCUCCCUCCCAGUACCGUUUUCCCAGUGGGUAAACUGUAUUUAUGCUGCUAGAUAAAACUGAAAUUAAGAUGGAACUUUUACUCGCUGUGACGUUUUAGUCCCAGACUAAAUUCCAAAAUYGACUCUUCUAAUGUUUUAAACAGACGACACACAAAAGAGAGAGAGAGGGAAACAUGACAAUAACAACCGUGGUUUUGUUUCUGCCACUGAAACUUGAGCCAAACAUGCCUCAGCGAGGCUGAGAGGAGAGAGUGUUGGACAAAGACAGGUUUGCCUGCGUAGAGGAAACGAUAGGGUGUAAUGUGUGUGUGUGUGUGUGUGUGUGUGUGUGUGUGUAUGUUUUUGGGCAAAUUGUUAACACAUUCCUUGGGACAAAGUGCUUUCAGCCUGUUCUGUGGGGAACUGUGUAGAUGCUGUGUGGACUGGCAAAGAGAAAAAAGAAAAUAGCAAAUGUGUUUUUUUGUUUUUUUUUAUUGAGUGAAUGAAAGAAAGAACUGUCCAUCCAUAUGUGACUUGUUUCCAUUCAAAUGUUUGAAGCCACAUUGAUGAAUGGGCGCAAACUGACAACAAGUACAGUAGAAGGCAGGACAGUCUUAGUGUUAUGAAUAUGACAUAUUACACAUUACAGUCAAACUGUUAAGCGCUAGCUAGCUCGCGUAGCAGUUAGCCGUCUAAUGGUUUGUGAAUGGAAAAUGUACCAACAGGCAACCUGGCUUCAAGUGAACAGAACAUUGUAGCCAAAACGAUAAGUUAAACUCAAUCUCCCAAGAAAGGAGUCACACACAACUCAAGCAGAACUGUGAAAGUGGUUUAACACUGUYUAUUAAAAWAAAAAAKAAUCUUGUUCUUUCUCCUCUCUCGUUUUAUUUUUAAUCUGUUUUAAUUUAUGAUCUGGUUUGAGAAAUCAGAUGCCGCAGGUGUUUUUAUUUUUUCAGUUCAUUCAUGUAACUGCCUGGCAAAAAGAAAACAGACAGAGAAAAAAAACCUGAAAGGGAUUGUGGAUUUGUUUGAUUCAACUUAGAAUUUUUAUUUUCUUAUAACUUAAGUGCAAUAAAAUGUGAGUUUUUUUCUUCUUUCAUUUCAAGCAUUUCAGUUGUCUGUUUUUCACUGUGUUAUGUGUUCAAUAAAGCGUCUUCGGUUUAUUACAUUA
Molecule: messenger RNA, 4798 nt
Organism: Salvelinus sp. IW2-2015
Lineage: Eukaryota; Metazoa; Chordata; Actinopteri; Salmoniformes; Salmonidae
Product: F-box/WD repeat-containing protein 7-like
Molecular function (GO): protein binding
Source: RefSeq, a predicted model, not a curated record